AUGAUCCGACGCACCUUCUACCGUAUUACUCGCAUGGACUUCCAAAUACUCUAUGGGGCCUACGUCAGACCGCUCCUGGAGUACGCCAACCAAGUUGUCUACUCAGGACGUACGAAAGACGUUACCCUCAUUGAGCGUGUCCAGCGGGCCGCCACGAGAAUGGUUGCCGGCCUCAAGUCCGUGGACUACGAAACGCGUCUCGCGAUGCUUGAUCUCUUUCCCCUGGAGUACCGUCGCCUCCGAGGGGACCUAAUUCUUACUUACGCCCUGUUUGAACAAAGCUUGGCAAACAGGUCACCUGAUGAUCCACUUUUUGCAUUCCCUGAAUAUCCAGUAGGACAAAUAAUGCCCAAACAGAAUUCUUCGAUUCGGGUUUCUUGCUUGAAGUUUCAACCGUUAAUAUCCUACCUUUAUACGUUAGGCGUAAAACUGUUGGACACAUGUGUGACCCAAACUGCGCAAGACAAGUACGCGCAGCUGCGUAGCAGACUUGAUCAGCUUGGAUACAGCCAACCGCUUAGUGUUGAUUCCUUGGCACUGGUUGAUCGAUUGCUUUGUGAUCUGCUUCGUGUUACACAUAGCUUUCAACAGACUAGCGCCGAGCUGGAAUCCCAGCUAGAGUUACGUUCGGAUUUCGAUGAGUACAUUGCGUCUUACAAAGCCGAAAAUGGACGGCUAAUCCGACAGAACAACGAGUUGCACAAAAAAUUGCUUCAGUUAGAACAAGCUCAAGACAAGGAAAUUCAUGAUUUAAAGCUCGAAUUCCAGUGUGUUAAAUCUCAGAGAGAGGAUUCGAAAAUGUACAGCACCCAAUGCUUAGAGAAAGUUCGAAACCUUGAAAUGGAUGCCAAACGCAUGACGGAACAGAUACUCCUGCUUCAAGAAAAAGAUGCCAAAGCUGUAGUCUGCACUCCAGCAGGCAACAAGAAACUCCCUUUCCGUCAACAACGAAUGGAGAUUGAUUCACUCAUCCCGCAACCUGAACGAUGCAAAACGGAUCCGAAUUACUGUUGUUCCGUUGCACGGUACUGGGAUAGAAUGCAUUUUUCCUAUGAACCUGAGACACUGGACCUGCUGGAUUUGGCUUCUAAACGAUGUGAAGAUCUUGAAAAUCACCUAGCUCGACUAGAAAAAGAACUAGAACUCAGCGAAAAUAAUGUUGAGAAUCUUCAGCGCCAGAUCGAACUGCGUGAUUCCGAACUGGAACGACUGCAUUCACUAUCUGAGGUUGGCUGUCCUUUGAAAUCUCCUUCAAAAGACACCACCGUGCUUCCAACAGAUCGGUCACUUCAACAAUUACAAAUUCAGGUUGCUUCAUUACAGUCCCGUAAUGAACAACUGGAAGCUCGUCUAGUGAAUCAUACCCAUAUAUCAUCCAUUUCUUCCCCCUUGCUAUCCGGUGACCGAAUACGGUCACACGUAGAAGUAGGGACGCAGACCUCGACAGACUCCUUUAAAGUUCAAACUAAUUCUUCAUGUCAAACCGUAUCGGUGAGCUGCACAUGUACUCCAUGUCUAAAGGAAUCGUUCAAAGGCAUCGAGGACCUACUGAACAAAAUCCAGAGCGGUCGUUCCUAUCUUCUGCAACGCUUAGACAGACUUGAGAUACGAGAGCGAGACCUAAUAAAAGAAUUGUCGUCCCGCGUGAUGGAUCCACGUUUUGGGAGAUCAGAAGAUCAUCAUCGAACCAAUAUGGUUACCCUAAAUAGAGCACUUGAAAAGCGGCUCAGGGGAUUGGAGGACGAUUGCCGCCGCUGGCGAUCAGAUUCUCAAGCAGCUAUGGAUGCGUUUCGACGGCUGCUUGAGUCAGCAUUGAGCGGCCAGCUUUAUCAGACCCAUUCACCCCCGGUGCCGGAACCAAAAUCAACCCUGAUGCAACCUGGAUGUAAAUCUCGAGCCGUUCCUCGUCGUACCUUCAAAGGAAGGCGGGCCUUAACCCCACCAUGCGUCUCAUGCCCUUCGGCGAAACCUAGACGAUGUUUUUCAGCGGAUUUCCCAAGCAGGCGAGGCUACGCCAAUGAGGUCAAUAUUCUCAGACUAAAGCACAUGGUCCAUACACUCAGUUCGGAAUUGCAUUUCACUCAACAAGAACGAGAUGAUUAUCUUUAUUCGUUAGAGCGAACAAAACAUAUGCUUCGGAACUCCAUAAAGAGCUCGAAGUUUCCUCCCACAAGACCUAGAUCCGAUGAAAACUGGCGUUGUGAACCAAAUGAGAUCACGCAGUUGCGUCAAGAACGAGACAACCUCCGCUCACUGCUGGAUGGAAAACUGGGUUGUGAACCAAAUGAGAUCACGCAGUUGCGUCAAGAACGAGACAACCUCCGCUCACUGCUGGAUACAUUUGAGCGUCAAUUGUCUGAUAUUCAAAGCAAUAUCCGUGUACUUACACAAGAACGUAAUAAUCUUUGUGAACAGUUACAGCAGACUCAAUGUGAAUUAUCUCAGACUCGGGACCAACUUUUACGUUUGGAGGCUUUGAAUGACUGUCGCCAAUUUUCCACACAACCUACCACCCCUUCUUUUGGUGAGCCUCGAUCCUCAAAUAUCACACGAUCUAUUGUGCGCCAUUUGGAGAAAGAUCGGGAUCAUCUAGCUGAAGUGUUGCGCCAAAUGACCACAGAACGUGACUCACUUCAGGAUCGUUUGCACGACAUCACCACUCAGAAUCUGAAUGAGAAAGCUAAAUGGCUUCAACGCGUCGAGGAUACUGAACAAGAGCUGGACCGUCUAAGACAGAGAAGAGAAUCUGAUGCUCAUAGCUUAGCAGAUAUGAGCUGCCGGAUCAACUUGCUCGAAACGGAACGUCGUGAACUGCUGGAUCGUCUCGACGGGUUGGCGAAUACUCGUUCUAAGGAUGACCGAUUAGCCACUGCCGAACGGAAUCUUUGUACUGUGCAGACUAGACUGGACCAGGUGCAACAGGAAUGCGAAAAAUGGCGUGAUGAGGGAGUCAAAUUGCGCCGCAUCCUUCGACAGCUGGAUCAAGAGAAAGAUGCCAUUCAAGCGACAUUAGACAUGCGAACCGAGCAAUGUGAGACUCUGGAACGAGAACUGGCGAGGCUAACACGCCAGGCGAAUGAACACCAUAAAUCAAGUCAGACUUCUGAGUUGCGCGUACUUCGGCUGACUGAAUCGGUAGCUGAGCGAGAUGCCGAAUGCCGUCAGCUUGGUGAACGUACCGCCCUACUAGAGGUGGAGUUGAAUCAGACGAAGGAAGCGCGUGACGGAGUUGCACAGGAGUUGAAGCAAACAAAGUGUGAUUUGGAUGCAAUGAUCAGUGAGGUGAGAAACUUGACGAUGAAACUUCAUUGUGCCGCGGAAAAGGAAGUGGAACUUCAGAAACGUUUUGACACUUCUGCAUUGGAGUUGUGUAAACUGAAGGAAACAUGUUCCUGUGUGGAACAGGAGAGAAUUAGUAUACUAAACCAAUACAGAGACCUAACUGUUGAACUCGAUGAAAAAGCUGCCAUGAUAGCGCGGUUGGAAAACCGGCUUCAGGAUGCGCAGCACAUUUGUUCAGUGCGUGAACACGAACUUUCCUCACUGCGACAUCAGAACGAAGCAACACGGAAGGAUGUGGUAGAUUAUCAGAAGGCAACACGCGCGCUCGAAUCCCAGUGUUCACUGCUUACCCGAAACGCCUCGGAGUCGGAGGACAGGGUGAAACGGCUUCAGUUGGAAAACGAAGAAGUUCACCGGGAAUUGACCGAAGUGCGAGCGUUGUGCGACCGUCUAGAACGACAGGCUCAUACGGUCCAAAAUCAGUUGACUACCGGCAAUUUAGAAACCGAUCAGUUGCGGGCUCAUUUAGCCGAAACUGAACGGGAAAUCUCGAACCUUCGAAAACAGUUGAAUCACGAAAAGGAGGCAGUUCGAAAUUUGGAAUCUGCUUUAUCAACUAGCCGGGACAACGAACUGAAGGCACGAAAAGAAAUACAGAACUGCUAUGCAGAGCUUCAUUUCACACGUGAACGCAUGGAGAAUCGUAACAGUCGGCUUAUCGAAGCUGAUCGGGUGAUCGACAACCUACGCAAUCAACUCAGUUUGUUGCAACCUCCUGCGAUAGACGAUACACACAAUCGAAAAUUUACUGAAAGUCCUCAAAACGAGCCAACUGAGCUUAAUCGUUCACGCACAAACUCUACGCGAGCACCUGAACGAACCAAGUCAUUGAACUCUGAACAGCUUCAACCGGUUGUGGAUACCGGGAUGUCUAAUGCAGCUGCACCUUUGCAGCAAGUCUCUCCUGCUGAUUCGGUCCUAACGGAGUCAAAUCGGACUGGCGUGGAUCUUGUGAAACACAGCUCUCUGUCACCAUGCGGUCAGUCAAUGGCAACCCUCAAAGGUCCGAAUAAUGCUUGCGACGGUGGUCCACAUUUGAAGAUACAGUUGAUACCCGACGCCGAUUCCCCUCAAACGGAUUUCUCCUUCAACGAUCUACUACUACUACCCACCCCAACGGGGGAUGCUUCUCGCCCCGAAUCCUCGAACACAAUUUCAGACCAGCUUUUCAGUCCCCACAGCUGUAUCCUCACGGAUAAUGCCCUUUCCGAUUUAGUUGGCCUUUCCGACUAGCUUUGGUUCCAUCAUCCUUUUUUGUCUUUACGCUAUUUUCCCCGGUGAUUCAAACAAUGCCUACCUGCUAGACACCGGCGCUCUAUCUUUUCUUCACCAUGCCCCUUUUGCUUGUUACGCAACCGUAUCUAUUUCAUUCCCAGAUACAUACAGGGCUCUGUGUAAAACGUAUUUCUUCCGGUUUUAUUACUCCCACAACUUCAGUAUCACCUUAGAUUGAUGUGUCAAAUAUAUGCUAGGUUUAUUUCAGGUUUUCGUCUUUUCCUGUUUUUCUUUUUCCGUGCUCAAACGUUUUGCUAUUAUUAUUAUUAUUAUUAUUAUUAUCUUUUUCCUUAUUUCUGGAUAUCGAUUUCAAGUAUCCCGUGGUCUGUUGAUGAAAGUUGGUAACAUUUAACAUGCACAUGUUGUGCUUUUGCGCAGGGAGGAAAUAUUUUGCAUUCGCAUUUUUCCUUUUCUUUUAUAUUGAACUUUACGGUUAGAGAAAACGUCAAAUUGACCAAACUGUGUCGCGGGAUAUGGAGGGUACACGGCAUCACACAUCUCUGGUUGGGUUUGUGUCGGGUUGCCUACGGGACAAUUGCCAAUCGUUAUUCCAUGGUCGAUUAUUGCGCCUUCCCUUUCUCGUCCUUCUCGUUAAACUUGCCCACAGCUGUGUUAUGCGUCUGAUGAUUCAUCCGUUUUACUUGUGUCGUGAACUGUGUAAGACCGUGUGUGCAGCGAAUCCACACAAUUAUUCAACGGAAU
Molecule: messenger RNA, 5319 nt
Organism: Opisthorchis viverrini
Lineage: Eukaryota; Metazoa; Platyhelminthes; Trematoda; Opisthorchiida; Opisthorchiidae
Exons: 23
Coding region: 1-4575 (1524 amino acids)
Source: RefSeq, a predicted model, not a curated record